GAGAGGAGAGCUGGAUGCUGACAGAUUCCUGAUAGAUGGUUAAAAUGGCGAGAGCUCGUUGGACCCCAGUGAGCCACCAAAGUGUCGCCCUGUAGGUCGGAACAUGCAGAAGCUGGAGCUGGAUAUCUCUGUUGUUUGAAAACCCUCGUGUGCGUUCACCUCACUUUGUUUCCUGGAGUGCUGGGAUCUAUUUUGAAGUCUUUAAAUGGCAUCCACAAGGCGCCGCCGCCUUGUCCUGUGCUUUUUGGGAAUACUCCUGAAUUCUUUAAUCGGUGUGAUGUGCGAAGCGGAGCUCUCCUUCACGCUGGAGCCCAGCGACAUCAUCGCAGUACAGGAGCAGCCCCUCAUGCUCCACUGCCAGGUGGACGGCAUCCCCCCAAUUACGACACAGUGGAGGCACAACGGCCUUCUUCUAACUCAGGACCGGCAUCACACCACCUUCAUCAACGGCUCACUCCUGAUCGGCCACUUCCAGAAGACCAAGUCUGACGGCUCAUCUGACGAGGGCGACUACGAGUGCAUGGCCCAGAAUUCUUUUGGGCUGGUGGUGAGCCGCAAGGCCCGAGUUCAGGCAGCCACCAUGGCAGACUUCCACGUCCAGCCAGAGUCGGUUCACGCUGAGGACUCUGGCGUGGCUCGAUUCCAGUGUCAGAUCCGUGGUCUGCCAGAGCCCGUCAUCAGCUGGGAAAAAGACAACCGCCCGGUGGACACCAAGGACGAAAGAUACACUCUGCUGCCGACAGGUGUUCUGCAGAUCACUGGGGUGACAGAGGAGGACAGUGGACGGUUCUGCUGUGUGGCCCACAACAGUGCCGGAGUCAAACACAGCACUGAGGCAAUCCUCACAGUUUCAGGCUCCCAGUCAUCUGUCUACAAAGAGCCCAUGAUCCUGGUUGGACCAGAAAACCUCACCCUCACUGUUCACCAAACCGCCAUCUUGGAGUGCAUUGCAACAGGAUACCCUCGGCCCAUCGUGUCUUGGAGCAGACUAGACGGCCGUCCCAUCGGCGUGGAGGGGAUCCAGGUGCUCGGCACAGGGAAUCUGAUGAUCUCAGACGUCGGCGUGCAGCACUCAGGGGUUUAUGUGUGUGCCGCUAACAAACCAGGGACUCGUGUUCGGAGGACUGCUCAGGGACGACUGGUGGUCCAAGCUCCAGCUGAGUUUGUUCAACUUCCUCAGUCCAUUGCUCGUCCUGUCGGCACCACCGCCAUCUUUACCUGCCAGGCGCAGGGCGAGCCUGAGCCCCAGCUCACCUGGCUGAAGAACGGGCAGAUUCUGGAACCCGGGGCACACGUCAGACUCAGGAACAAUAACAGCACGCUGACAGUCUACGGCAUUAGCCAGGAAGAUGAAGCUAUCUACCAGUGCAUCGCUGAGAACAGCGCCGGCUCCACGCAGGCCAGUGCCCGCCUCACGGUGCUGUGGGCUGACGGACUGCCCGGUGUGCCCAGCCAUGUGCAGGCCCAGGCCCUCUCACCCACCACCAUCCAGGUGUCCUGGAAGGAGCCCGAGCAGAACACUCAGGACAUCAUCGGAUAUGUGCUCCACAUCCGCAGGACCUCAGACCCAGUGGAAAUGGAGUAUGAGGAGGCCGUCAGCAAAGUGACGCUGCAGCAGAUCAUCAGGGACCUGGAGCCCUCCACCAGUUACACCUUCUACGUCAAGGCUUACACAUCCCACGGGGCCAGCAAAGCAUCGGACAGUGUCACCCAGAUCACACACGGGGAGGUGCCAGCGCCUCCCUCCCUCUACACCAAGGUGGUGAACAGCAGCUUUCUUCAGGUGAGGUGGGAGCCAUCCUCCAAGAUGGGUCAACAUCAAGGCUUCAGGCUGUAUUACAGAAGAGCCCACACGCCGCUGUUCACCGGUCCCAUCAGCUUCCCUCGCAACAUCACCCAGUACAACAUCACUCAGCUGGAUCCCUCACUGGUCUACGAGAUUAAACUGCUUGUGUACAACCAACACGGAGACGGCAACGCCACUGUGCGAUUUGUUUCACUUCGGGAGGCGUUGGAGAAAUCUGUAUUGGACGCCCCGUGUGACUGUGUCAAAGACGAACAGAGUAAAACUUCCACUACAGGCAUCAUAAUCGGGAUUCACAUCGGAGUCACCUGCAUCAUCUUCUGCGUGCUUUUCCUCGUCCUCAGCUACCGUGGCAGGUUAAUGAUGUGUAAGACAGUUCAGGCAACCCCCCAGGCGGGGCACAGCGCGGUGCUGGAAUCCUCGUCCUCUUCCCAGGGGGCCGCUGGGCUGAACAGGGCUGCCAGGAGAGAGAUGGAGGUCAACGGCAGCGCAACUGGAAAGAAAGUGGUCGACAGCAACGAGCUCGAGAGACUUUUCACUCAACCCAACACACAAGACUCCUGCAUGUCCAAUGCCUACGCACUGAACGAAACCCAGCUGUCUACGAUACCGCUGGACGAGUUCGUGGUGGAGCGGGACUCGGAGACACAGUUCCAGGAGCCUCCCGCAGCAGGAGCGGGUCAGCAGGGCCAAGGCUAA
Messenger RNA from Hippoglossus stenolepis (Pacific halibut), 2503 nucleotides. It is a transcript of the gene igdcc3, whose product is annotated as immunoglobulin superfamily, DCC subclass, member 3. The transcript has 14 exons. NCBI's taxonomy places the organism in Eukaryota, Metazoa, Chordata, Actinopteri, Pleuronectiformes, Pleuronectidae. The record is from RefSeq and is a predicted model, not a curated record. Gene Ontology annotation, molecular function: protein binding. Gene Ontology annotation, cellular component: axon; plasma membrane. The coding region runs from base 206 to 2503 and encodes 765 amino acids. Gene Ontology annotation, biological process: axon guidance; cell-cell adhesion.